Molecule: messenger RNA, 663 nt
Organism: Hibiscus syriacus
Lineage: Eukaryota; Viridiplantae; Streptophyta; Magnoliopsida; Malvales; Malvaceae
Product: glyceraldehyde-3-phosphate dehydrogenase 2, cytosolic-like
Exons: 6
Coding region: 1-648 (215 amino acids)
Molecular function (GO): oxidoreductase activity, acting on the aldehyde or oxo group of donors, NAD or NADP as acceptor
Source: RefSeq, a predicted model, not a curated record
AUGUUUGUGAUGGGUGUGAACGAGAAAGACUACAACUACAAGCCCGUGUUCGACAUUGUUUCCAAUGCUGGCUGCACUACCAAUUGUCUUGCUCCCCUUGCUAUGGUUAUCCAUGAUCGAUUUGGAAUUUUUGAGGGUCUUAUGACCACCGUUCAUGCUAUCACUAGCAGAAUAUUAUUUACAGCUACACAAAACACUGUUGAUGGAGCAUCAACUGACUGGACAGGUGGUAGAGCUGCUUCCUUCAACAUCAUUCCUAGCAGCACCGGUGCUGCCAGGGCUGUUAGAAAGGUUCUUCCUGCACUCAAUGGGAAACUAACCGGAAUGUCCUUCCGAGUUCCUACCGUUGAUGUAUCCGUUGUGGACCUCACCGUAAGGCUUGAGAAGUCUGCAUCGUAUGAUGAGAUCAAAGCUGCUAUCAAGGCAGAGUCCGAGGGCAAGCUUAAGGGAAUUUUGGGUUACAUUGAAGAAGAUGUUGUCUCCACAAAUUUCAUUGGUGACAGCAGGUCGAGCAUAUUUGAUGCCAAGGCUGGUAUUGCUCUGAACGGAAACUUUGUGAAACUCGUUUCCUGGUAUGACAACGAAUGGGGUUACAGUUCCCGUGUGAUUGAUUUGAUCUUCCAUAUGGCAUCCACCCAAGCAUGUUGAAGUUUUUUUAAGGCC